GGUUUGGGAGCUUAGCCAAUUAGGCUGAUUAGCAGGAUGUUAGGGCACUGGUUGAACGUGCACAGAACAGCAGUUGACUCACAAAGUGGUGGAGGAUCACAUUCUUUUUUUACAAUUUUCUUUGUCACAGUCAUCACUGAACACAGUAAUAUGGUUUUGUUUGAUGGAAAAAGAUGCUACUCAGGUAGCGAGGCCGACUUCAGCUCCUCUAGCAGUUCUGGCAGCUUAAAGAACAGAGAGAGCCUCGCCUCCAUUUCAGCUGGAAAGAGAGCUCCUUCACGCAGUCGCGGCAGCCACAUCAGACCGCUCCCCCUGUUCAAACCAGCCGGGAGCCCUACAGCCAACCGCGAUGCAGAGCUCUACGCUCCCUACAGGACUCCUCCCAGAGCUGGCUCCUCAACCAACAGCAGCAGCUGCAACUCCAGCCCCACCUCCAGAAGAGCCAACCUGGGCCGCUACCACUCGUGCGGGGACAACCAUGGCAUCAGACCCCCGAACCCUGAGCAGUAUCUCACCCCUCUACAGCAGAAGGAAGUGGCCAUCAGACACCUGAAGACCAAACUGAUGGAGUCUGAGAACACAGUCCGUGACAGAGAGACAGAGGUUGAGGAGCUUAAGUCCCAGCUUGGCAGAAUGAGGGAGGACUGGAUUGAAGAAGAGUGUCACCGAGUGGAGGCUCAGCUGUCCCUCAAAGAGGCUCGCAAAGAGAUCAAGCAGCUGCGCCAGGUGGUGGAAACGAUGAAGAGCAGCCUGAUGGAGAAGGAUAAGGGAAUACAGAAGUACUUCAUCGACAUCAACAUCCAAAACAGGAAGUUGGAGUCCCUGCUUCAAAGCAUGGAGCUUUCCCAGAGCGGCGCCAACCUCCAAGACGAAAACACCUUGGACUUCAUCUGCGACAGCCCCAUUGACGAUGGGAAGAAAAUGGUGGAGGAGGAAGAGGGUGGGAUGGAGCUGGGAACCCAGGGGGCGGAGGCCAUGGCGGACAGCGGGCUGCUGGUCAACGAUGAGAUGGCCAACAGAGCAGACAUUUUGGAGCAGAUCUUCAUGUCUACUGCGGUGGAUUUUAGUCAGGACUGUAGUGGCAAGCUGAGUGAGGAGAUGGAGUUGGGGCCUGGGGUGUCUGCGCUGUCAGAAGAGGGACAGUUGAUGGAUGACUCUACGGUCCCCCUACUGGCUCUACCAAACACAGUUUCCACCACCAUCACCACCCCCCCGAGCACACCCUUCCAGCAGAACACGGAAGAUAAAGGAACCCAGACCGAAAUAAAGCCCACGUCUCCAGACUUGCAGACUAUGCUCCUCCAGCUGCUCAAGUACCAUGAGGCAAGGGGGGACACGGCUCUGUCAGUCUCCAGCAGUCUUCUGGGUCUCCCAAACCUGCCCAACUCCCCAUCCACCACUGCCAGUCUCUCUGAAUCAACACCUCCCCAACCAGGCAUGCUUGGUCCUGCUCCCCCAGAGAGCCCAGACAUCUCCGCCGAUUCCGGGCUGUGCUGCUCGGAACCUGCGGAAAGCCGAAGGUUCAUGGAGGAACUGGACUUCAGUGUCGGCGAGGAGGAACGUUGUCUGUCUCCGGGACUAGAUGUGGUCGGCGAGCGUUACUGGAGCAACAGCUUCCUGGUGGAUCUGGUCGCGGUGGCAGCCCCUGUGCUCCCCACGGUGGCCUGGCUGUACUCACGGCACGGUGUGGACGGGAGCGCUCCGGUGUACAACAUCGCAGCUCUCAUCAGGGGCUGUUGCAUCAUGGGAUUGCACUCUCUUCGUCACGUCACUCACAGACCGGAUGCGUAAAGGCUUCCUGCCCGCAUGCACACGCCUAACCUUGAAUUAAAAAGCACUUAAGCAUCUUUUCAAGAGUGUUUGUAAGAUUUGUUGCAUUUCUUUUGAACACUCAAUGGUAUUAAUGCAGUUAUUUGGGUUCCAACACUGUUACUUUGCACUGUACAGUUACCAUGAGUUGAAGCCAAAUGGUCACAUGAAAGGGAUUAUUUAUAAAGAGGGUUAUUUAUGUAUUUAUUUAUCAUUGAUAUGUAAAAACUGAUCAUCUGGGUAGAUGGUUCUGUGUUAUCGUUGUGAGAUGACCCUUGUCUUUGUGUUUUAAAAAAUAAAUUAAAAAAAAGUUUGUUUCUUUAUGUUAGGAUGAGUUUUUUAGGGGGUGAAAGAUUGAAUGUUAGUUUCUAUUUGAUGGGUUUGUAAAGUCAACAGUUGAGUUUUUGUUCAAAAAGAAACCUUCAGCCAAAGCUUUAAUGUGAGUUCACUGCUAUUGUUUUGUGAAGAAAUGUGUACAUAUAUAUUUUUUUUCCUCCCUGGGAGUAGAGCUUUAUUUGGUACAGCCUGUGUAUUGUUCAUAGAAAUAAACUGAUGCUUCAAAGCAACUGACACUUGUUAUGUGCCUGAGCUAUGUGCAAUACUGGUGGUUUACAUCCAAUGUCCUUGUAUCUUUAUUAUUAAAGCAUGAUCAAUUCUGGC
Messenger RNA from Anoplopoma fimbria (sablefish), 2469 nucleotides. It is a transcript of the gene sybu, whose product is annotated as syntabulin (syntaxin-interacting). NCBI's taxonomy places the organism in Eukaryota, Metazoa, Chordata, Actinopteri, Perciformes, Anoplopomatidae. The record is from RefSeq and is a predicted model, not a curated record. Gene Ontology annotation, biological process: axonal transport of mitochondrion; synapse maturation. Gene Ontology annotation, cellular component: vesicle; cytoplasmic microtubule.